Molecule: messenger RNA, 7566 nt
Organism: Symbiodinium sp. CCMP2592
Lineage: Eukaryota; Dinophyceae; Suessiales; Symbiodiniaceae
Source: the annotation of a GenBank genome assembly
AUGUCCAGGGAUUUUGCCUUGUCGUCUGUGUCCGGCGUGUCGAGUGCCUCCGUGGUUUCGCUCCUCUCCCACCUGCUCACCACUUCUUCCCCGAUCAUCGAUCCCUGUCCUCUUUGCCCGGUGUUGCCCGAACUGGAUUGGGCUUCGUUCUUCUUGGGCCUGGGCUUUGGGGCUCGUAUCGACCGCUUGGAGAGGGUCGUCGAGCAGCUCCAAGGUGAGGUGCAGGUGCUCCGCGAGGCGCUGGGCCUUGAUCCCGAGGAGUUCGAGGUAGUUGCUCCGAGUCCGCUUCCUACGCGGCAAGCUUCCUACUCAGGCACUCCCGUUGCGACCCCCACUCGCGCUCGAACCGCCAGCUCUUGGAACGUGGACCCCUUGCAGGCCCCUGUGGCCCCUGCGGCUCCCGUUCGCGGAGAGUCUUCUGUGCCGAGCCUGCCGCGUUCUGAGAGGGACAGCGCUUGCAGGGAGAUCGGGCUGUGGAUUAUUCGGGCCUUGGCUGGGGACCACCGUGGGGCCUCUGGGCGAGACCGCAUAUCACAGUCUUCGAGGUUCUGGAUCGUCUUCAGGGACUUCUCGGGAGGCGACUGCACACCUCCGCGAGCAUACUCCACUUUCGCCGCGGCCAAGGCGGAGUGCAAGCGGGGAGCUGAUUGUGGGCAAAGCGUUUUCAUCGGGCUCCCAGCCCGUGCCGACGUGGAGGCGGUCUGUGCUGCGGCCGGCUUCCCUAGCGCCGAGGCCGACGGCGAGCCUUUGGAAGUGAAGGACCUGGCUGUGCUUCAGCCGGGCGGGGUCGACGAGGAAUUUGUGGCCGGCCUCCUUCCGCUGGCGGUGCCCGCUGACGGGUCGCAAACAUGCGAGAUUGUGAUUGUGAGCGAAGCAGACGGCCGGUUCGUGGUUGCAGUGCCGUCAGCUGUCUGGUCGCGCAAGUUGGCCGGGCGCCGGCUGACCAAGGGUGGGCUUACUCGGGCUUCUCAUCUCGAGAUCGCUGCGGUGUCGGCGGAGGACCGGCACGUCGUGAUGGAUGGUGCCUCCGUCAAGGUGUGGGUAGGCCUCCUCGAGGCAGCUCUGGUGCCGCGGCUUUCCUUCGAAAGCGGAGACAACCCCGACGAGGCCUUCGGCCAGGAUUCUCAUGGCGUCGGCCUGCUGCCUCAUGGGCCGUCUCUGGUUCGAGCUGUGCAGGAGCUGCCUGGGCUCACCUCCUACGCGUCAGCGGAGUCUGGCGUUCCCGAGGGCGACGGCGGCGGUGCAUUGGACUCUCGAGUCGAUCGGCUGGAGGCCGCUAUGAGCAAGGUCGCUGCUGGGAUGAAGGUUUUGCUGGAGCAGCGCGGGCCUGGGAAUGGACAGCCAAGCGCGCAGGCCACUACUACACUGGGCGGUGGCGCUCUUGGGCAGAGGGCCAAAGCCAGGGCUGCACCAGCCGGCGCCGGGCGAGCGGAUGCCUUUGUUCAUCUGGAUGCGAGCGUUGCUCAAGCUGCCCUCGACGCAGGCGUGAGCAGGCAGUCCUUGGCAGAGAUGGACCGGUUGGUGGGCGGCUCUGGUGCAAAGCCUCCACGCAACCUCGGCGCUGUACCUUUGGUGGCCGACCCUUUGUCAGAGUCCGAAGGGGAUCGAGAGCCGGAGCCGCCGACCACCGCGGACGGGCGGAAGAAGCCGCCUCUCGAUCAGGUCGGGGAGGCCUUGGUGCGUCUGACGCAAGUCGUGGAGACACUGGCUGGGCAGAAGAAAAAGACCCCGGCUACUCUGGAUGGCUUGCUGGACGCCGCAGGCCCAAGCGCGUCUGGCGGUGCCGACUCCGGGCCCUCUCUGCGGCGCAAUGCGGCGGCGAGGCGGGCACUGCGGGCCGCUCUGCAGGACAACCCCUCGCUGCUCUCUGCCACCGUGGAGAACCUGAUGAGGGAAGACCUCCACAGCAUGCAGACGCCCGGCUUCGAGAUCACUCCCAGUGCGAGGGCUUGGCUGGAGCACAGGAGCCGCAUAGGAUCCCAUCAGACCCUGGCCAGGACUUCGUGGGCAGUGGCUGGGGCUUUGGACGCGGCGAGGAGGAAGGCCUUCGAGGAGUGCGAGGCCCGACUCAAUGUCCUGAUGGUCUGCAUGGAUCAGGUCGCCACCGACCACGGCAACUGGACUCUUGCCAACGAGCUGACUUUGGAGAGCCCGUGCCCGAUCCAUGCGUUCAAGGCUCACGAAGCGAGGGACCGCGACAGCGACCAAGUGUGGUCCAGGAUCCUAGACGGAAGGUGGGCGGAGGUCGCUCUCCAUCACCUUCGGGAUCAAUCCGACUUCCUGGAAAAACGGGCGCGGCUCAACCGACGGGGCGGCCCGUCCGGAGCAGCGGAGGAGCAGGACCACACCAAGGACGACGGCAAGGACAAGGGCAAAGGCCAUGGCGCUUUUGCUGCAUACCUUCGCACCACGAUUCGCGAUGGCAACGUGCCGCCGCACACUUCUCAGAUGUGGCCCUGUCCCCCUCCUUACCCCGAGGUCUUCAGGUGCACCGCCGGUGUCCCACUUCGUUGGCGCAGGGUGCAAACUUGCUUAAUCGUGAUUUUGCUCUCCUGGCUCCACCUUGGGGGCCCUUCGGAAUGCCCGGCCUCAUGCCGCCUUGGAGGGCGACUCAGCCGAAUGCAAUGGCGGAUGGUCCGAACCAUCGAGGGCCUUUCCUGGGACAGUGAUUUUUCCGAUCCCAUCGCCGCCGCCGACAUGGGCCGGGCCGCCUCGAAAGUCGAGGACCAGCACAGACUGCUCGGUGCUUUGUCGCGUGCCGCGGCUGCUUUCUCCAUGCCAGGUUACACUAGGUUCUCCAGCGCCCUUUUUCAAGGUUUCAAGGCAGCAGGAGCACAGCACGUAACACCUUUGGCGCCUAGGUUUGGCAAAGUUGUGGGAGCCCUCAAGCGUGCCGAGGUGAUCGCUGCAAAGACCAUCGAGGCUGACCGCCUGACUUUUCCCGGGCCUCCCCGCUUCAAUCCUAGCCCCUUUCUCGACUCUCCUACCAGACGGCGCUUUGAGAAUCCGUCUUCCUUUGCCGCCGCGCCUGACACAGCCAACCGGCCUCCUCCUCGUGUGCGAGUGCUCGCCUCCCGAGCCCAGCGCCUCGAGCUCUUCCGGAAACUCGCCGAGUCCGGCAGGCUCGCUCCAGUUCGCGUCGCAGCCGAGCGGCUUCCUUAUGCUGGGGGGCUGUUCAGCGUGAUCAAGGACUUGGCCCGCGACCGGCUGAUUCUUGACUGCAGGCCUGCCAACUGCCUCGAAAGCCCACCCUCCAAAUGGACCAGUUCCUUGGCUGGGCCUGAGUGUCUGUUGCAGCUUGUGAUUCAGCCGAGCGAGUGCAUCCGGGUGUCCAGCGCCGACCUGCGUGACUACUUCUACUUGUUUGAAGCCACGCCUGACCGGCUCCAGCGCAACCUCCUUCGGGGCUCCCUCACCAAGGCCGAGGCCCGCUGGGUGUUCGGGCGCGAUUGCUCACAGCUUGCGGAUCGUGGGCGAGUGCGGGUUGCCAUCGCCACGCUUGGGAUGGGCGAUUGCUCUGCUUGCGAGUACGCUCAGGCUGCUCACAUAGGCGUGUUGCGGUACUAUGGCUUGCUCUCCGGGGAAGACCUUGUGCUGCCGGGCCGCCCCUUCCCCCGAUCCGUGCUCUCGGUGGGCGUUGUGAUCGAUGACCUUGUGCUGCUCGAGCGCUGUGUCCGGGGCUCGCCUUCUGGCCGCUCUGACUCUCUCGGAGUGCAGAAACUGAACUCGGUCCACGCCGCCUACGAGGCUGCGCUGCUGGAAGCCAACCCGAAGAAAGGUGUCCGGGACGCCGCUGCUGCGACCUUUUGGGGAGCAAAGCUUUGCGGCGACACCGGCCUGCUCCGGCCGAGCCCCUCCCGUGUGUGGCCGCUCGCCUUCAUCACAGCCAGGGUUGCCACUUUAGGCUUAGUGACUAGGUCCCUCUUAGAGAGUUUGGUGGGUUCCUGGACGGCCGUCUUCUUGGUGCGCCGGCGCACCUUGUGCCUGCUGGACGUUGCUUUUGAGGCGCUGCGUGCCACCCGUGUUGGCGACGUGAUUCGGCUCAGCCCUGCCUUGGCCGACGAGCUUUGGUCUUGGGUGUUGGUUGCUCCGGUCUGUGUGGCCAACUUGCGGGCCCAGGUGUGCGACGUGUUCUUCACCACCGAUGCGUCCGACCACAAGAUUGCUUGCGCCUCGGCCUUGGUCCCUUCUGCGGUCGCUGAAGAGGCCUACCGGCACACUCUUGUGAAGGGCGCUUGGAGCAGGCUGCUGCCACCGAGCCAAGCCUGGCUGAGAGCCAAAGGUUUUCUUGAGCCCUCUGCCGAGCUGCCCGACGGCAAACCUUACACGCCGUACCCUUUGUGGCGUGCGCUGGCCCGCUCGCUCACCUUCCGGACAGCUUGGGUCGUUCCUGGGGCCCUCGGCCAACACAUCAACAUCAAGGAGUUGCGGGGGCUUCUGGAGCUCGAGAGGCGGACCGCUCGUGUGAUGUCGUCCGCUCGGCUCCUCGUGGGUCUCGACUCGCAGGUCGCUCUGGGUGCUGCGUUGAAAGGCCGGUCGGCUUCUGCUGGACUGAACUCGCUUCUGAAGCGAUCGCUCGCCACCAUGGUUGGAGGAGACUUGUAUCUCGGUCUGGCGUUCUUGGCUUCCGGCGACAACCCGUCCGAUGACGGGACUCGCGACCGGGCCGUGCGUGCCCCUAGCGAGCCAUUGCCUUCUUGGUUCGGCCGCCUUGCACGGGGAGAUCCUGGCCCUCUGCAGGAAUGGCUGGCUUUGCAGCCCGAGGUGCGCGCCAGCAAGAGUACCGAGACCUUCGGGCCGGGAACAGUUGAUGCUCUGCCUACGGUGGCCUCUGAUCCGAAGAGCAGCCCUUGCCAUGUGCUGCUGCCGCGGCCUCCGCCGAGCCACUUGGGUCUCAGGUCAGGCCGAGCCCAGCGAGCCCGCCGCAACCGAGCAAGGCGUGCUGCCGAACUCCCAAAGGCGGCGCCGAGGACGCUUCUCCCGAGUCUAGACUGUGCCUCUUCCGCCCUUGCUUUGCUCCAGGGCCUCCCGCGUGACUUCUUUGUGCCUGCUCGCGGCCCUUUGGACUUCACUAGAAAGGGAGCCCUGGACUUGUUCUCUGGCACGGCCGGUGUGGCCCGGUCCCUCGUGCGCCAUGGGGCGCCUUGGGUCCUUUGUCUCGACGUGGUGCGCGGGUCAGCUCAGGACCUGGAUGACCCUCGCCUCCAGCGUGUGAUCGAGGCCUUGAUUCGGGCUGCAGUUUUCCUCUCCUUUGGGGCUUCUCCCCCUUGCUCUUCUUUCUCCCGUGCUGUGCACCCGCCGUUCCGAAGCCUUGCUUUCCCUCGAGGCUUGCCCCACUUAGGCGCUGCUGCCUUCGAAAAGGUGACCAGAGGGAACAGGCAAGCUGAUUGGACGGCCCAUGCUUUGGCCUUGUUUCGUGGCCGCUCUUCGGGCCAUUUCUGGUUGGAAGGACCGGAUGGCUCUUUCAUGUGGAACCUUCCUAGUUACAGUGAGUUUUCUGCUGCCAGUGCAGGUAGCGUGUGCCGGCUCGACCAGUGCCGGUUCGGGACCGCUUGGCGCAAGAGGACGCGGUUUUGCGUCAACGGUGCUCUUGCGGGAGCCCGGUUGCUGUGUCAGUGCAAAGGGUCGCACCUCGUGUUGAGAGGCCGCUCCGCCGAGCACGGCCGUUCCUGGACUUCUGUGGCCCAAGCCUAUCCUCGCCUCCUGGCCGAAUUCCUUGGGACCUGUGCCGCUGUGCAUGCCGGGUGGAGCCGUGCCGCUCCCCGGGUUGGCGGAAUCCCUCUUUCUGCCUGCCUUGCCGGCUCUCCUUCCGGCCGCCUUGGUGAAGCUUCUCACCCUGGGCCCCGCCGGCCCCUGCGACCUCGCGACUCCACUUUGGGUUUGGAGGACCGUCCUCUUCAGAGCGCCAAUGCGCUCGAACUCGGCCGCCGCGGGUGGGAGCGCUUCCUGCUUUGGGUUGAACCGUCUCUGUCUGAGCCGUGUCUGGUCGUCUUCGCUAGGUGCCCCGCUUUACUCGCCAUGGCCCUCCGCGCUUAUGGGAACUGGCUCUAUAAGUCUGGAGGAAGCAUCCACGAGCUUCGGCACACGUUGCUGGGGGCUCAAAGGAGCUUCGCUGGCUUAAAGCCCUGGGCCCCGACUGCUUGGGAACUGGUGUCGCGAUGGGAAGCCGCCGAGCCGACAGAGCACCGGAUCCCGAUCCCUGAGCCCGUGCUGAAGGCGUUGGUGGCACUAGCCUGGUUAGCUGGCUUCAAGCUCUUCGCUGGUGUUACUGUCUUGAGUUUUUACGGACUGGGCCGGAUUGGGGAGGUCCUCCCGACUCUUCGGUCGGAUCUCCUCCUUCCGAGCGACGACUGGUGGUCCUCAACACGGGCUGCCUUCCUCUGCCUGCGGGCCUCGAAAACGAUGCUGCGACGACGCUCUCGCGUGCAGCACAUCAAGAUCGAGGACCCCAAGGCGGUAGCUUUGCUGGAAGCCGUGUUUCGCGAUCUGCCUAAAGGUGAUAGGCUUUACCCGCUGACCCCUGGCGCCUACCGGUACCGCUGGAACAAGCUCAUGGAGCAGCUGUCGGUUCCAAAACACGCUCGGCUUACCCCUGGGGGACUUCGUGGUGGAGGAGCCGUGUUCUCCUACCGGAGCGGCGUGCCGAUUCAGGAGAUCCAGUGGCGUAUGAGGCUGAAAAACCUUCAGACUUUGGAGUUCUACCUGCAGGAGGUGGGAGCCGUCUCCGCCCUGACUUCCUUGCACGAUACUUGUGCCCGGAAGAUCAAGGCGGCGGGCUCACUCUAUACUCACUUUAUGGUGGAGUACGGCAUGUCUGCCUACGGUGGCUAUGGCUCUGGUUCGGAGCGCUUCGUCAAGACGCUCCGCUUUUCUGCAGCCGGGUACGGCAUGUCUGCCUACGGUGGCUAUGGCUCUGGUUCGGAGCGCUUCGUCAAGACGCUCCGCUUUUCUGCAGCCGGGGCAUAUGGACUCCGGAAGAUCACCGGAACCACGUACUGGCCGUAUGGCACGGGGCGAGACUGGUUCUUCGUUGGGGACCUGGAUUACAUGCACGGUCGGCGUACACCGAAGGUCGAAGUGCGGGAGAGGUUUGAGAAGCUGACGCCUCCGUUGAGGAAAAAGCGAGGCCACCCGCAAGACAUGGUUUUCAGCCAGGCUUCUAUCCGCAGCAUGAGGAGCACCGUGGGCGUGCCCUCUGUUCCAGGCGUCUUCGGUGGCAAGUCACAGCAGCCCCGGCUGUCCAUACAGACAUUGGAGCGCUGGAGGAGCCUGAAUGACGCCACCUUCGGAGAUAUGACUGGAGGAGGAGAGCUGGAACGAUGGAGGCAUCAGGAAUCGGCGGCCAGGGCAGCUGCUUCGGGCCAAGCGUGCAGUCGUUCAAGAAAGAGCUUGCUUGCAGUCGUUGGUUCGGUUCAACAUAGACAUCUUUCAGACUUGACGUUCUCAGCCAAAGCUGAGUUCUUGUUUAGGGAAGUGCCAAGGACGACCGGAUUCGAUCCAGCUGCUCUGCUUCGCUCCAUGCGUCCAACAAGCCCAGUCCUCGGGCCUCUCUCACUCCAAGAGUGA